AUGUCUUCUCCUUCGCAUCGACGACAGAGGAGCUCUCAAUCUGCUACACCUAGACGAUCAUCUCAGCGCAAUGCGAUUCCAAGCAGUCCACCAGAUCCUGCAGCCGCUCAGCUCCAAAGUGAAGCUGCCUCGUCCCAAGGCAAUGACAAUGGCAAUGGCAAUGGCACCCCCCGGCGCGCUCCCCUAACCUCAUCACCCAUGAUAUAUCGAUCAUCGCCUGCGGAUAUGGCGCGAGCAAAUGCGAAUCGAGAACGCGAUAUCAGCUCUCCGCUACGGCAGAUGUCCAAUACGCAGACGACGCAGCAAGAUGGAGAUCGAACGCCACGAGCAGGCGGCCUUGCUAGGGAUUCUUCUCCCAUAAGAUAUGCGUCAAGCUCAAGCCCCGGCGGCGGCUUUGCCAGCAGACAGCAGUCGAUGCAGCCAGACCUCCGUAGUGAGAGUAGCGGACUUUUCGUACGCUCAUCACGUUCAGCAGCCCCUACUUCCUCAGCUAGACGUGCUAUUGGCUCCGAGAAUAACAAUACCCCCCGACCUCGCCGCCGAAUAUUCAUAAAUGAAGAUGGGAAAGUCGUCCGAGAUGUUGCGGCUUCCGAUGCACCAACGUUUUCAAAUAUCGACCCCACUACCUCUGAUGCCCAGGCCAUGGGAGGUAAUUCUACGCUUUGCAUCUGGGGAACUAAUAUCUCGGUUCAGGAUACACUCGCGACUCUCAGAAUGUUCCUUCGAGAAUUUACCAGGAAAUAUCGGAUGUGGGCCGAUGGCAUGUCAGAGGAAGAAACGUCAGCCGAUGAGGUCGCUGAGACGAAACAUUACGCGGUAAUGAUGCAAAACAUGCUGACUCUGGGUCUUACCAACCUCAACCUUGAUAUGCGAGACCUAAAAGCGUUUCCUCCCACCAAAAAGCUUUGGCAACAAACUCAAGACUACCCUGUUGAGAUCAUCAACCUCAUGGACCAAUCUAUUAGGGACGCUAUGUACCAAUUAGCUCAAGAGGAAGACUCGGGGCAGAACCCGUCUCACAGGUCGACUGGACAGGCCUCUCAGCGCACCAGGAUUGUGAGCUCUGAACCUCCUGUACCGAGCUCGGAACGCAGCGAAGGAGACGCCGAGACACCACGACCACAGGAAUCAAAUGAUAAAUCAUGGACUCAAGAAGUCGCGCAGAACAAUUACCGCGUGCGACUCUACGGCCUGGACUCUACAGUAAAUAUGAGAGAUCUGAAUCCAUCCGAUGUCGAUAAACUUGUUGCUGUAAAAGGCCUCGUCAUCCGCACCACUCCUAUCCUCCCGGACAUGAAAUUUGCAUUUUUCCGAUGCCAGGUUUGUAAUCACACAGUUCAGGUUGAGGUCGACAAUGGCAAAAUCGCUGAGCCCACGAAAUGCCCGCGUCCCAUCUGUGACUCCCUCAAUUCCAUGCAGAUUGUACAUAACCGUUCGGGAUUUGCGGAUAUGCAGGUUAUCAAAUUGCAGGAGACGCCAGAUUCGGUCCCGGCUGGCCAAACACCACAUUCAGUCUCGUUAUGUGCGUACAAUGAUCUGGUGGAUCUAUGCAAAGCUGGUGACCGGGUUGAAAUCACUGGUAUUUUUAGAGCUAGCCCCGUCCGAGUCAAUCCUCGACAACGUACUCUUAAGAGUAUCUACAAGACAUAUGUUGAAGUCGUGCAUAUUCAAAAGGUUGAUAAGAAGCGCAUGGGAAUUGAUGUUAGCACUGUCGAAGAAGGACUCUCCGAGGAGUUUGCGUGUCCAGUGGAGGAGACGCGAAAGCUGACGGAGGAGGAGGAAGAAAAGAUCAAGGCAACCGCGGCCAGACCGGAUAUCUAUGAACUUUUGUCUCGGUCUCUUGCACCCAGCAUCUUUGAGAUGGACGAUGUCAAGAAAGGAAUCCUUCUCCAAUUGUUCGGAGGCACAAAUAAGUCCUUCGAAAAAGGCGGUAACCCGAGGUAUAGAGGUGAUAUCAACGUUCUACUCUGCGGCGACCCUUCAACUUCCAAGUCACAGCUAUUGCAAUACGUCCACAAGAUUGCUCCCCGCGGUGUUUAUACAAGUGGUAAAGGGUCUUCCGCUGUUGGUUUAACCGCAUACGUGACUCGGGAUCCAGAAACUCGCCAACUGGUCCUCGAAUCUGGCGCUCUAGUAUUGUCCGACGGCGGUGUAUGCUGCAUCGACGAAUUUGACAAGAUGUCGGAUGCGACUAGGUCUGUGCUGCAUGAAGUUAUGGAGCAGCAGACUGUGUCAAUCGCAAAAGCUGGUAUUAUCACAACACUGAAUGCUCGAACUAGCAUCCUCGCCUCUGCCAAUCCUAUUGGCAGCAAGUAUAAUCCUAAUUUACCUGUUCCUCAAAACAUAGAUCUACCACCUACAUUGUUGUCGAGGUUCGAUCUUGUCUAUCUGAUCUUAGAUCGAAUUGACGAGACAAAUGACCGACGCCUGGCAAGACACUUGCUUAGCAUGUACUUGGAUGACAAGCCGCAAAGCGCAGCUGGAGGAAUGGAAAUUCUGCCGAUUGAAUUCCUCACCUCAUACAUUUCUUACGCACGUACCAAAUGCCAACCCCGCAUCAGUGCUGAGGCAUCCAAAGAACUUGUCGACUCCUAUGUUGAGAUGCGGAAGCUAGGCGAAGAUGUCCGCGCCGCCGAACGCCGCAUCACAGCUACGACCAGGCAACUUGAGUCGAUGAUCCGUCUAUCUGAGGCCCACGCCAGAAUGCGGCUCUCGGAGACGGUAACACGUGAAGAUGUCCAAGAAGCUGUUCGUCUCAUCAAGAGCGCAUUGAAACAGGCUGCUACCGAUGCAAGAACAGGUCUCAUCGACAUGAGUUUGUUGGCUGAGGGCACGAGUGCCAGCGAGCGGAGAAGGAAGCUUGAUCUUAAGAACGCUGUUUUGUCUUUGCUGGAUGAUAUGACGAGACAGGGCCAGGCUGCCAGGUACGCGGAAGUAGUAAGACGAUUAGGGGAGCAGAGUAGUAUGCAGAUCGAGGCGCCAGAAUUUGCGGAGGCUGUCAGGGCUCUGGAGCAAGAAGGCGCUGUUAUGGUUGUUGGUGAGGGUCCUAGGAAGGCUAUUAGGAGGGUUACGGGUGUUGCUUAA
Messenger RNA from Venustampulla echinocandica, 3084 nucleotides. RefSeq names its product DNA helicase. The coding region runs from base 1 to 3084 and encodes 1027 amino acids. Gene Ontology annotation, molecular function: single-stranded DNA binding; single-stranded DNA helicase activity; ATP binding. Gene Ontology annotation, biological process: double-strand break repair via break-induced replication; DNA replication; DNA strand elongation involved in DNA replication. The transcript has 4 exons. Gene Ontology annotation, cellular component: nucleus; MCM complex. Lineage: Eukaryota; Fungi; Ascomycota; Leotiomycetes; Helotiales; Pleuroascaceae. The record is from RefSeq and is a predicted model, not a curated record.